GUUAAGGGACAUUCAUUAUGCACAAUACACGGUAAUCGGCCAAAUAUGAGUAGUGGUGUCAGUUCCCCCAGCAUUAGCAUAGUUCCAGGCUCGCCAAAACCAUACGAUUACCUGCUAAAGUUUCUUUUGGUUGGAGACAGUGAUGUCGGAAAGGAAGAGCUGCUUGGGGGAAUGGAGGACGGAGCUACAGAAUCGCCAUACGGAUUCUCCAGUUGUGGCAUUGAUUACAAGACUACAACUAUUUUGUUGGAUGGAAGGCGUGUAAAAUUACAGUUGUGGGACACUUCAGGACAAGGACGAUUCUGUACCAUCUUCCGGUCAUACUCCAGAGGAGCCCAGGGCAUUCUGUUGGUGUAUGACAUUACCAAUAAGUGGUCAUUUGAUGGCAUUGACAGAUGGAUCAAGGAAAUUGACCAGCAUGCACCUGGUGUUCCUAAGAUUUUGGUUGGCAACCGUCUCCACCUAGCGUUUAAACGACAAGUGAGUGAGGCAACAGCAGAAGCAUAUGCGUUGAAAAAUGACAUGGCUUUUUUUGAAGUGAGUCCUCUGUGUGACUUCAAUGUGACAGAAUCUUUUGCAGAGCUAUCUCGCCUGGCUUUAAAAAGGAAUGGCAUGAGCCGGACCUGGGGGCCUAGCAAAGUUUUGAGUCUUCAGGAGAUAGCAUGUCACACAAUCGUUGCAAGGACAACAAUAUAUGGCAUUGAUCAGCUUCCGUUACCACAGACUUUAAAGUCAUAUCUCAAGUCAUACGCUCUCACCAACAAAACAAGAGCCAGAAUGCAGAGUUUCAUCCACCGUGACAAAUCAAAGAAAAAUAAGUAUCUCAACCCCACAGACUCACCUCCCGCCAACUGUCGACGCAGCUGCUGUAUCAGCUAGCAGAUAGGGAUAUCUGGUGUUGUCUAGAGCUGCUAAAAGUUCAGGACAUAACCACCAAAGUUGGACAAAAUUUCUAUUUUAAGAAGCUAUCAGGAAAAAGAUAUCCAUUUUUAAUUUGUGACCUACUAAAUUAUUUAUUUCAGAAUUACAUAUAACAUGUAUUGUACUUAGUGGUUAAAUUUGAUAAAAAUAUGAUCAGGUAAAUAAUUUUCAGCAAAGUUGAAAGUAUCAUGUUUCUUUUAAAUGAAAAAAAUAGCACCUAGUAUUUUUGCAUCAAAUGGCAAUCUGCUACCUACCAAAUAAGAUUCAGUUUAAAGAAAAAUGUUUUGAUCCACCAGUAUUAGACUACAAUUGGAAAUAUUUGUUUUCUUGGUUGCUGUCAGCAAUUCAAAUGUUAACUUGUCAGUUAUUAAUUAUCAUGUAAAGCUAGUCAAUAGGCAUUAGGUCUGAAGUCUUAAAAUGUUGUGACUUGGUAUGGGAGGAAGUGAAGCCGAACUUAUAGUGGAGAGUCGUUGUCCUUAACUGAAGCUUCCAAUAUGACAGGAAACUGUCGAGUAUGAGCGAGUGUAUUUGUGACAGAAGCCUGGAAGGGAGGGAUCUUUGUAUUAUGUAGUUGUCUGCAAGGUCUAGAAGGGGGCGUUUUAAUAUACACCGUAUUUCAAUUAAUGUGACCAUUUCGUUGAGGAAGUUUUGCCAAAAUAGCAUUUCAUUAUAAUGUUAGCUAGUUAAACGGAACUGGUAAAAUUAUAUAAUUUUCAAAUAUUUCAGAUGAAAAUCUAUAUAAAAAGGUAAACUCUACAAUUUGCUCAUUUUCAUAGUAUUAAGCAAUAAUAGAGGACUAAAUCUUGGUAUUUUUGAGAAUAUUUUAAAAUUUGAUGUUGUCAUAUUGUGUGUGAAUAUGAAGUUUAAGAACUGCCUUCCUGUUCAGCCAUUCAAUGUUGCAGUCAAUAUUUUAUGCUUGUGAUGUUUGAAUUAUUUUCUGAUUUGUCAGUAGAAUCUCUGUAUUAACUUAGCACCUGCUUUAGUAGUCUAUACCUGACUGUAAUCGCAGUGGUUUAAAGGACUUGAUUUUCAGAAUUUGUUUUAUUUACAUGCAGUUUCUUCAUGCACAUGUUAAUUAAUUUCUUCAGGUGUUUAAGAUUUUUUUUUUAAUUGUGUAUUGGGGUUUCAUGGAAACAUUUAAAUAUAAUAUAUAAUCUGUAUCUUUUGUGACUGUAAUUUACUGUUGUAACUUCUCAACACUAAAAAAAAUGUAUAGAUUGAAGAUUUACAAAAGUAGUUAUUUUUAACACAUUCUCAUUAAAGAUGGUUUCUGUAAAAAAAUGCCUGAUAUUCAUCAUGAUUGAACCACCUUAUUUCAUUUUCUGCACAUAAAUAUAGGCUAAUAUUACAGCAUAAAAUACAUUCCUUCUAUUCAACCACCUGUUUACAACUUUAUGGGAACAGUUGUCAGUUGGUAAUUGUGAAAUAUAUUUUUAAAACAUUUUCGUUUGAAUUUAAGUUAUAUAUCUGUUUAUAGUGCUGAAUUUCAAAAUGUUUUAGGCCAUAAUAAUACAACAUGUUUCACUGCACAAAAAGUCUUGACAGUGCUAGAAAAAAAAGGACUGAGAUAGCAUGUUAGAUGAUGCAUGUAAGAACACAGAUAAGUGUCAUAGUUCAAAAAGCUGAAAGAGUGCUAAAUUAUAAUGUUUGACAUUUUAAGGAAUGGUUAGAGGUAUUUAGUGCGAGAAGUAUUGUAGCAUUUGAAUUGCCAUCUUUUGGAUGUGCUUGAGACAUUCUGUAUUGUUCUGCAACACUGUGAUAAAGACACACAAAGGAUAAAUUGCCAGUACAAAGUCUUCCAGUCAAUGUUUUCAGUCAUGCCACUAAAUUUUCAUGUCAGCUCUUUCUGAUCUGAGAUAUUUUCUUAUACAUGUGUUUAAAGAAGAAGAAAAAACAAGGCUGAGUAAAAAUAUUUACAUAGAGACAUUAUCAUGCCUAAAGUAUACUCUAGGACAGCAUUGUAUUAGUGAAUUGUGGCGUUUUUAGAAACCUGUAGGAAAUCCAUGUUGUACAGUUGUCCUUUAUAUGGUAUUAUCUACCAGAGUACUAAUAUUAAUAUAUGGUAGAUUGCCAAAAGAUCAAUCAGAAACAAGAAACAUCUUCCAAGUAAAAUCUCUGUCACCAGAUAAUACUUAAAUAUAAAUGAUAAAACAAAAAAAACAAAAUCAGUAUACAACCUUUGCUGUAGGAGUUUUAUACAGUACACACACAUACAUGUAUAUAUACAUCAAUGUAAUUUUGUUUAUGUUUUGAUGUUUGUGACAGUGUAGAUGUGUAACCAUUUCAUUGGUGUCAGUAAGAAGGCUUUACUUUGCUCUCUUAAAUAUGAUCAUAUUAUCAAAAGAUUUCUUACAGUUUUAUUGACAAAUUUGCUUAAAAACAUUUUCAUUUAACCAUUUGGUUGUGCCUUUAAUCUGUUUGUGCAACAACUUCAGGUACUAUUCAGGGGAGGGGUGGUAUUAUUAAUUAUUGUUCAGUGUGUUUUUAUGUAUAUUCCGAUACACACACCUCUGAUUGUAUUGCAAAUCCACUUAUCUCUACUUUGAAUUAGUACGUCAUGUAGUCAGUGUUAACUGUUGUGUUUAUCUUGCCAGUUAAUUUUCUGGGUUAAAAUUUUGUUCCUUUGGAAAGGGUAUACAAGAUAUGUCUCCAGAGGCAAUAUCAAUGUGGUUAUUGUUCUCAUGAGUACAGAAUGAAGCAAAAUCAAACACAUGCUAUAUAAACAUGUUCAUGUACUGCAAUAGAUGUAUUUUCAUGUGUCCAUAUCACUACUUGGGUUCAAAUAUAUCUUUAUCCUCAAUUGGGAACAGAAGAAAAUUUAUAUGUAUAUAGAAGUUAACGAUACCUUAAAUUUUUUCUUCAUAUUUGAAUUGAUAUUAUUUACUAAAAAGCUACAUUGUUUUGUACCUACCUUUGUACCUACCUGGCCAUAUCAUGUGUUUUGUUUUUAUUGUAUUAUCAGUAUUAUCUGUAUAUAUUGGCAUUGUUUAGAUUUUUUCUGUGUAUCUAUAUUGUAUUGAUCUUAAGCUGGGGCUGAAUCAAUGUACGUGUAUUUGGUAUGUACCCAUAUGGCCAGCUUGCCAUAACUGAACACGAUUUACUGGUCACAGUUGUGGUUACCCUGCCUACCAGUCAUUGUCUUCCUUCUCAUGUCUCUUCCCUCUUAAUUAUGGGGUAGAGAUUCUUUUUCUUGAUCUUUGUCACUGUUGAAUGAUGACGAAUUUCCAGCAGUGGAAGUGAUGUACUUUCCCUAGUAUUUGCAAACAUUAACUGGAGGCUUACAAAUUCUCAUAUUUUCAUCUUGUCUUGCAGUUGUUCAAGUCUUACAGUGUUAUUCAUUAUUACAUUUUUGUUGGCAAUUAUCUGUGAUGUAAAAAGUGAAUCGCAUAUGUAUGUUUAUGUAGCUCAACAUUUCAUUUAAUGAACAAAUGUUUACAAUUUGUUUUUCCUUCAUUCAUACAAGUUGUUCUGUUGUUGCUAGAAUUUUUCCUUGUAUCAAGAUACAAUUUUACAGAUAAAAUCUUGCUUCCUUACUCCAAAUUUUUCUACAUGCAGACAAACUGUUCUGUUGUUUAAAAUUUUUCAUUGCCUCAAGAUACAAUUUCGAAGAUAAAAUAUUUCAUUCUUAACUUCACUGUUUUUCUUUCUACAUGCAGACAAAAUGUUCCAUUUCAGAAAAUUUCACUUUAUCAGAUACAAUUUCAUAGAUGAAAUCUUGCAUUCUUACUUCAAACCUUGAUGUCUUUGGUUUGUGAUGAAUGACACCAAACAGCCUGAUUGGUAAAGGAAUACUUAUGUUUCUAGAGGAAAACAAGAAAAGUAUUUUGGUUGAGUCGUAAAUGCCUUCAUUGGUUGUGCCUGCUCUAUUAUGUUGAUUAUUUAUGUGUACAUGUAUUAUGUAAAUUUGCUAUAGAAGAGGUGCUAUAUUUUGUAUAUUCAGUUAUUUUAUCGUUUUUGUGUAUGUUAAAGAAAUGUGUUGCCUUUUUAUUCAGGUUUCUCUUUUUUAUAUAUAUAAUAUAAUGGUGUACUAAUUGGGGUUGAGAAUGUGAAAUACAAGGCCAAGUAGAUAUUCUGAUUGCUGGCCAUUGUUAUAAUACACCAGUGUAGACGUUGUGAUGUCUCUAGUGAAUUAAAGUUUUAGCUCACUAGGACUCACAAGGCUUUAUAGCAUAAUGAUGCAUUAUAUUAGACAGAGUUUUUGUUAAUAUUUUCACUUCUAAAUGCCAAUUAGAAAUUGACUGUCAAUGGGACUCCAUAAACAAAUGUGUGUGUGUAACAAAAAUUAACUAUUUUGGAAACUGUAGCUAACCAGUCUUUACCAUAUAAGCUAAAGAGAACUUCUCCAUAUCCAAGAUGUAGGAAGUUGCUAGUACUUUUGAAAUUCUGAAAAUUGUAUAAAUUGAACUUCUCUGUUUGUUUCAUUUGGUUGUGGUCAUUUUUUACGACUGUAAAAGAAAUAUUUUUUCAGUAACUUGUCUAAUUUAAACUGUUUGAAGCAUUAAUUAAAAAGAAAUACUUCAACUUUGAUGACCGUAGACAUUUUGUGGAUACAUUUGUAUCUGAAAAAUGUUGGCUGUUCUUUUGAAGCAAUUCAGAAAAAAAUGAGAAACUUGAAUGAAAAUGCACAUAAUGUAAGUGCAUAAUGUUUGUUUAAGAGUGAUGUUUUUGUGUUAAAAUGUUGCAUCCAUAUAAGUCAUGAAUUAUCACAUGAUUGUCAUGUUACAUUUGUUUUAUCCUGCAUUUCAUCCACUCUAAAUAAAUUUGCAAAUCAAUUUGUUGUAAUUUAAACAUAUGUGAAGAUUGUCAGUCACAGUUGUGAUAAUUUAGUUAAAAAUUCUUCCUUCCUUGAUAUGUACAACUUGUCAAUAUUUGAAUCUCAUUUAUUUAAUUACUAUAUAUACAUAGAGUAAUAUACAUUUUGUACAUAUUCCAGCAAAUGAAUAUAGUCUUUCAGGGUGGAAUUUUUGUUGUUGUUUUGAUAUUUACUGGAACAUAGUUCCUGUUUCUUGCAUUACCUGGUAAGUCUGUCUAUAGUCAGUGAUUGUGUAUAUCAUACUUCCUGUAAGUCUAUAGUCAGUGAUUGUGUAUAUCAUACUUCCUGUAAGUCUAUAGUCAGUGAUUGUAUCAUACUUCCUGUAAUUCUAUAGUCAGUGAUUAUAUCAUACUUCCUGUAAGUCUAUAGUCAGUGAUUGUGUAUAUCAUACUUCCUGUAAGUCUAUAGUCAGUGAUUAUAUCAUACUUCCUGUAAGUCUAUAGUCAGUAAUUGUAUCAUACUUCCUGUAAGUCUAUAGUCAGUGAUUAUAUCAUACUUCCUGUAAGUCUAUAGUCGGUGAUUAUAUCAUACUUCCUGUAAGUCUAUAGUCGGUGAUUAUAUCAUACUUCCUGUAAGUCUAUAGUCGGUGAUUGUAUCAUACUUCCUGUAAGUCUAUAGUCGGUGAUUAUAUCAUACUUCCUGUAAGUCUAUAGUCAGUGAUUAUAUCAUACUUCCUGUAAGUCUAUAGUCAGUGAUUGUAUCAUACUUCCUGUAUUAAAGUAUAGUCAGUGAUUGUAUCAUACUUCCUGUAAGUCUAUAGUAAGUGUUUGUGUGUAUCAUACUUCCUGUAAGUCUAUAGUCAGUGAUUGUAUCAUACUUCCUGUAAGUCUAGAGUCAGUGAUUAUAUCAUACUUCCUGUAAGUCUAUAGUCAGUGAUUGUAUCAUACUUCCUGUAAGUCUAUAGUCGGUGAUUAUAUCAUACUUCCUGUAAGUCUAUAGUCAGUGAUUAUAUCAUACUUCCUGUAAGUCUAUAGUCAGUGAUUGUAUCAUACUUCCUGUAUUAAAGUAUAGUCAGUGAUUGUAUCAUACUUCCUGUAAGUCUAUAGUAAGUGUUUGUGUGUAUCAUACUUCCUGUAAGUCUAUAGUCAGUGAUUGUAUCAUACUUCCUGUAAGUCUAGAGUCAGUGAUUAUAUCAUACUUCCUGUAAGUCUAUAGUCGGUGAUUUUAUCAUACUUCCUGUAAGUCUAUAGUCAGUGAUUGUAACAUGAUAUUGUUUUAUUAUGUGGUCAUUACUGGUACAAUUUAAAGGAAUCACAUAGAAGGAUUUUUAUAUUCGUUUGCUGAAUAAUUACAAAUUGUAUGAGAUCUACAUAGUGAUAUCUAUUGUGGGUCCACUGUAUAUACAGCUGUAAUAUUUAUUGAGGGGUGCCUGGACGUAUAUUACCAGCCAUCCAUAUAUGAUGCACCCCACUUGGGAACUUGGGCCACUCACAGAGAGUUGGGCUUAUUGUUAGUUACCUUUAUCUGUAUAACCAUGAUGUUGUUUAAUACAGUUUCAAUAAGAGUUA
Molecule: messenger RNA, 7242 nt
Organism: Pecten maximus
Lineage: Eukaryota; Metazoa; Mollusca; Bivalvia; Pectinida; Pectinidae
Product: ras-related protein Rab-40C-like
Exons: 6
Coding region: 46-879 (277 amino acids)
Biological process (GO): protein localization to plasma membrane; intracellular signal transduction
Cellular component (GO): plasma membrane; endosome; synaptic vesicle
Molecular function (GO): GTP binding; GTPase activity
Source: RefSeq, a predicted model, not a curated record